This is a messenger RNA of Colletotrichum destructivum, 2559 nucleotides long. Its product is annotated as Putative oligopeptide transporter, OPT superfamily. Bases 1 to 2559 code for a protein of 852 amino acids. The record is from RefSeq and is a predicted model, not a curated record. NCBI's taxonomy places the organism in Eukaryota, Fungi, Ascomycota, Sordariomycetes, Glomerellales, Glomerellaceae. Gene Ontology annotation, molecular function: oligopeptide transmembrane transporter activity. Gene Ontology annotation, biological process: transmembrane transport. Gene Ontology annotation, cellular component: plasma membrane. The transcript is spliced from 12 exons.
AUGGGCGCUCUUAAUGAGAAGACGGGCGAUACCAUCGACGCUGUUACGCCGGUCGAUGCGAAUCCCCAGAGAGAAAGCUUCGAUGACAAGGUCUCUCUCGAUGAAGUUGCGAGGCAACUGAAUGCAACCCCCGAGGAAGUCCUCGAGGCUAGAGAGCACUCCCUGGCACUCUCUCUCGAAGAGACCAAAGAGUCCGCCGAGAGACUCGUCCAUCAACAUGGCCUCGAUCCCAAUUUCCCGGCCGGCGCCCUCGAGCGUCUCAAGGAGUUCCUCGCCAACGACGACAUCUUCGCCAACCCGGACGCCCAUACCCGCGAGAUCGGGGAGGCCAAGAUCGAGGUUUCCCUCCUGACGACCAACAGCCCCUACGCCGAGGUGCGCGCCGUCGUCGACGCCCACGACGACGUGACCCUCCCCGUCAGCACCAUCCGCUCCUGGACCAUCGGCCUCUUCUUCGUCGUCUUCAUCGCCUUCAUCAACCAGCUGUUCAGCGUGCGCCAGCCGUCCAUCACGCUCCGCGCCGAGGUUGUGCAGCUGCUGGCGUACCCCGUCGGAAAGGCGGCCGAGAGAUGGCUUCCCGAUGUUGGCUUUACGCUUUUUGGGGUCCGACACAGUCUCAACCCCGGGCCCUUCAACAAGAAGGAGCAUAUGCUGAUCUCGAUCAUGGCGAGUGUCGGGAAGACGCUUCCCAGUUCUAGAUACAUCAUCUUCACACAGUGGAUGGACCGGUAUUUCGGCCAGAAGUAUGCCAAGUCCUUCAGCUAUCAGAUCCUUCUGGCGCUUUCGACCAACCUGAUGGGUUUCGGUCUGGCUGGUCUCUGCAGACGGUUCCUGGUCUAUCCGUCCUUUUGUCUCUGGCCUGCCUCCCUCGUCACCAUCGCCCUGAACAGCUCCCUUCACAACGAGGUCAACCACCCGGUGCCCGGCCCUUUCAAGAAGAUCUACAGCAUGUCCAGAUACCGCCUCUUCCUAGCCGCGUUUGCCGCCAUGUUUGUCUGGUUCUGGUUCCCGGACUACAUCUUCGGGGCGCUCUCGCUGUUCAACUGGGUGGCCUGGAUUGCCCCCAACAACUUUACCCUCACCGCUCUCACCGGUGUCAAGAAGGGGCUCGGCUUCAACCCCUUACCCACCUUUGACUGGAACGUCGCGACGCACGUCGUCCAGCCCCUCGUCGUUCCGUUCCGUGUCACGCUCAACACCUUCGUCGGCGUCUUCCUGGGCGGUAUCACCAUCAUCGGGCUGUACUGGACCAACGCGUACAACACCGGCUACCUCCCCAUCAACUCCAACCUGAUGUACAAUCAUUUUGGAGGCUCGUACAAUGUCUCCAAGAUUCUCGACGGCCGAGGUUGGCUCGACGAGACCAAGUAUCAGGCCUACUCCCCCGUGUACCUGGCCGCCAGCAGCAUCACCAUGUACUACUACUUCUUUGCCGUCUAUGCGGCGACGGUUUCUUACGCCAUUCUCUUCCACCGGCACGACAUCGCGCUUGGGUUUCGUAGUCUGCUGCGCAGCUUCAAGAAGGAAGCGUCAACCGACUUCAAGGAUGUCCACACGAGGAUGAUGUCCAACUACCCGGAAGUUCCCGAAUGGUGGUAUCUUAUUCUCAACUUGGCUGCCAUUGCUUUUGGUGUUGCUGCUGUCGCCGCAUGGCCGACCGAGACGAGUGUCGGCGUUGUUUUCUUCGGUAUUGCCCUUGCACUGGUCUUCGUCAUCCCGACCGGCAUCAUCUUCGCGACCACCGGAAUGGAGGUUGAGUUCAACGUUCUCGCCGAAUUUAUCGGAGGUGCGUGGGAGCCCGGCAACGCCCUGGCCAUGAACUUUUUCAAGUGCUUCGGAUAUGUCACCACGGCUCAUGCCCUCGACUUCGCCAACGACCUCAAGCUGGCGCAUUACCUCAAGAUCCCCCAGCGCCACACCUUUGCCGCCCAGGUCGUGGCCGUCUUUGUCUCGGCGUUCGUGUGCACGGGGGUCAUGAACUUCCAGAUUGAGAACAUUCCGGACCUGUGCUCGACAAACCAGAAAGAUCGGUUCACCUGCCCCGGUGUGAACACCUACUUCACGGCUGCCGUGCUGUUCGGCAGUCUGGGUGCCCGCAAAGUCUUUGGCUCAGGCGGCAUCUACACGGCGCUUUUGUCAGCCUUCCCCGUCGGUUUCGCGGUGCCGUUCAUCUUCUACUUCUUCCAAAGGAAGUUCCCCCGCACCCACUGGUUCUCCAAGAUCCAUCCCGUCAUGAUCCUCAGCGGUGGCAUCAGCUGGUCUCCUUACAACAUCGCCUAUAUGUGGCCUGCUGUUCUUCCCGGAUGGGUGAGCAUGGUGUACCUCCGCCAGCGCUACCUCGCCUUCUGGUCCAAGUACAACUACGUGCUUUCGGCAGCCUUCUCUACGGCCAUCGCCAUUGCCGGCGUCAUAAUCUUUUUCGCCGUCAGCUAUCAUGGGUUCGAGAUCAACUGGUGGGGCAAUGUCUCGGAAAGCGGGUGCGAAGCCACGGCCUGCACACGUCUCGCGCUGCCCAAGGGCGAGUACUUCGGACCGCGCAUUGGUACCUAUGCGGCAUAG